Messenger RNA from Pogonomyrmex barbatus (red harvester ant), 4905 nucleotides. RefSeq names its product Germinal centre kinase III (gene GckIII). Gene Ontology annotation, molecular function: ATP binding; protein serine/threonine kinase activity. The record is from RefSeq and is a predicted model, not a curated record. NCBI's taxonomy places the organism in Eukaryota, Metazoa, Arthropoda, Insecta, Hymenoptera, Formicidae. Gene Ontology annotation, cellular component: cytoplasm. Gene Ontology annotation, biological process: protein phosphorylation.
AUCGAGUAAGACUUAAAAUUAAAGACACCUUAUUUUUUUUUAUAAAAAACGAUCGCAAAAUAUUCAGUGACGAGAUACAAAUGUGUGAAAUGUGCGUUUCGAGGAUGAGAGGUGCGCGCAUUGUGCCAAGGAUCACCACGAUCGGACGUGCGGCGCGUUGACGUAGCUUUCCUUCUCGAGCAUUCGGCAUCGGUGUGUUAUCCGCAACACCGGAGGCGCGCUGAGAAUCUAGGACGAAAGAUGCGAAACGGCGGGCAAACGGCGCAGCAAACGGCGGUGAUGACGCCGCCGCAUCUGAACGGCUCGGCGCAGUUCAUAUCGGGCGGCUAUGUGACGGCGGGAUAUCUGCCGCGUCAGUCCUGGACUCAAUUCCAAGCUACGCCGCCGCAUUCGGCCAGGAGCGGCGGCAGACCCCUGUCACUGCCGCCGCCCCCGCCGCCCUCCAGACGAGACGGCGGCCAGAGGCCCUGCAACGGGGGUCCGGCCAAUACUAAGAACACAUCCCUGCCACAUCCCAGAUCGACCCACAGGAGUACCACUCCCUCGAAGGUGGACCCCGAGCUGAUAUUUACAAAACAGGAACGAAUUGGGAAGGGUAGCUUCGGCGAAGUCUUCAAGGGUAUCGACAACAGGACUCAGCAGGUCGUUGCCAUCAAGAUCAUCGAUCUUGAGGAGGCGGAAGAUGAGAUCGAGGACAUACAGCAGGAGAUUAUGGUGCUGUCGCAAUGCGACAGCCCGUACGUCACCAAGUAUUAUGGGUCUUAUCUCAAGGGUACGAAGCUGUGGAUCAUCAUGGAAUAUCUGGGUGGCGGCUCGGCCCUGGACUUGAUGAAGGCCGGUAGCUUCGAGGAGAUGCACAUCGCCGUGAUAUUACGCGAGGUGCUCAAAGGGCUAGAUUAUCUGCACAGUGAGCGUAAGCUCCAUCGCGAUAUUAAAGCGGCGAAUGUUUUGCUGAGUGAAAUGGGUGAUGUCAAAUUGGCCGACUUUGGUGUUGCCGGCCAAUUGACGAACACCACUAGUAAACGGAAUACCUUCGUCGGCACGCCGUUCUGGAUGGCGCCCGAAGUCAUCAAACAGUCCGCUUACGAUUCCAAGGCUGACAUUUGGUCUCUGGGCAUCACGGCGAUCGAACUCGCGAAAGGAGAGCCACCCAACAGCGAGCUGCAUCCCAUGAGGGUCCUCUUCCUAAUACCCAAGAACAAUCCGCCGCAAUUGACCGGGAAUUAUACAAAGCAGUUCAAGGAGUUUGUCGAAGCCUGCCUCAACAAAGACCCUGAAAAUAGGCCGACGGCGAAGGAGCUGUUAAAGUUCCAGUUUAUCAGGAAGGCAAAGAAGAACUCAUACCUGAUCGACUUGAUCGACAGGUACAAAAAGUGGAAGUCGCAGCGCAGCGAGGAAUCGGAGACCGAGAGCGAGAAUUCGGACUCGGAGGAAUCCAAGCAAGACAGCGACAUGGACGAGCCAUGGAUAAUGACGGUGAAAGGCCCGCAUGGGGUCAAAGGAUCCGUGAUGCCUAUGUUGUCACUGGACGAGCAACCCGCAUCCCUGACUUUAACACAUACGAACCAUAGGUCCUCCAAUCACAACCAAUCGAAUAAACCGCACGCAAAUGGCGCCUCACGAUCACCACCGAAGGAUUCCACGCUUAAUCAUUACAGAAGCGAAUCCAGGGACUCGUUGCGCGACGGUCAAACAACGAAACACGCACCUUCCCGACCACAUGAAGCCGCACCUCCACCACCGGUGGAUACGAGAGAAAAACGAGAGGAGCGAGAUUAUCGCGACUCUAGCCGAGAAUCCACGCUCAGAGAAUCGAAGGAGAUGCGCGAUAGUCGCGAGAGGGACAGGGAAGUUGUCAGGGAACGAGAACGGGAUAGGGAAGGCAGAGAUCGAGAUAGAGCCAGCAGGGAUUUUAACACACGGGAAAAGAGGAGAAACAGUAAGCCGGACGUACCCAUCACUCCGAUGGCCGAUCUCAGACCUGGCGAAGAUAAGCAGAGGCCCAGAAGUUCACAGGAGCUUAAACAUCCGCGAAGCGUCGCCUUGUCCGGAGUUGUUUUUCCUCUCCUUUCCGAACUCCAACGAAAGCACCAAUAUUCAGCGAGAGACAAUAAUGGCGAGGGUGGUAGUGGUGGCAAGAAUGGCGGUGCUGUAGAAGAAUUGCGGAAUGCCUUCGAGUCGGCGGAACGUACGUCACCAGGCAUGACGGAGUCCCUUAUUCGCGAACUGAUUAAAUCCCUACUUCCGCCCAAUCAUUCCGAAGGACGCCUAUCUAUGCUAAUGGAGAAGGUUAUUUUAAGGGAUACGUAGGGACGCGAGAGAACAAAGGUCCGCAAGAGACUGUGGUCCCAGAAUAUCCUGACGUUGUAAAAUCGUUCGUUACUUCUCUCGAUUAUUAAUUUACUAAUCAAUACUGAGCCGAGCAUGUCGUCGAUGAGCGGCAAUUCCGAACGUGAACGUGAAGGUGCGAGGGAAAUGCGUUUGUUACCCCAUCAUCCUAUUCCCUCCCCGCUCUUCCUUUUCCUCGCUGAUUUAUGAAGGCCGUACUACAACGAAGUCUAUCGAAGUUUUACGAAGUAGUCUAUUGAACCGCCCCAUUUUCACCUGCCUACCUCUCCGUAGGAUAAAAAUACAUAGAUGACGGCAGAUACACGCGAAACAUUGUGCCAGUAUUCUUGCAGUUCCUACUCGUGUAAUUGUCAUUGAUCCUUGUUUGAACUUUUCAAUUGAACUGUCCUACAUUUACACGCUUCUCCAUGUCGAUUCAUUGCCCAAUUUGUUUCAAACGUAAUUCGAUUCAUAAAAUUGUUGUAUGUCCCUCAAUUUUUUAAACUUUUUCAUUUUAAAUAAUUGUAGCUGUACAAUCUUUGUAGGUAAGAAUCACAUUUGAAAGAUAUGAAAUUAUAUUUUAUAUUAGGAAAAAACUAAAGUAAGACUUAAGAGCAGCUUAUUGCUGAAAGUAUAUUAUUUUUAAAGUUUAUUCUUCUUGUCAGUCCAUUGUUCGUGUCCGAGCGUGGAUCUCUCUCAUAAAGUUUAUUAGAUAAACUAAAAAAACUGUCGGCCGCUUCUUUAUUUUUUAUUAGAUGUUAAAACAUUCUUCAUUAUUAAUAGAUUAAUUAUAGAAAAAAUGUAGAGGAGAGUAUCCGGUUUAAUAGUUAUAAGCCUUAUCUUGAAAAAGAAAAGAUAACGUAUUAAUGAUCUUAUGGCAAUCAGUUACGAGUAGAGAAAGGCGGAAAAUAGACGGCAAUGCGUUUGCGAGAAGGCUGAAUCGAAACCUCCAUUACGCGAUAGCCUAAGAGAUUCCUUUUGAACCUUCUUCAUGUUCGGCGUGAGCAUCACUUUGGCGGUGCAACAACAAAACAAAAUUGUACAGACUCGGCAAAGCGGAUAGAUGAAAAGUAUUCGAUAACUUGGUCUUGCCUCAACAUGUCCGCAGCAUGCACUAGCGAGAUAUAUCGAGCAUACAAACGUAAUUUAUAUAAAGAAAAAUGUUUGAAGUUACUAUGAAGCUUUAAAAAUCGCACUUAUAUUAAUGUUUUUACAGUCAGAAUAUUUAUUUAAUCCUUUCGCUACCACGGGCGAUUAGUGUCGCUGGGCACUAAAUAUUCUUCACAUACCACAUACGACUAAGUCGCUCGACAUGAAAAGUCGUUGAAAAGAUUAGAUCAAGUAAAGUAACUGCGAAUAAGUAAUACAAGGCCCAUAGAGAUUGGACGAGAGAAAGAAACAUAGCUGAUAGAUUUAAUUAUGAAUGGCGACUCACAGUCGGUUCAACAAAAACAGUCAGGCGGCUAAACCCGCGAUAGCGAAAAGAUUAAUAAUACGUUCUGAAGAAAGAAGGUUCCUUAGCAAUCGAACAAAACGAAAAAAGGAUUGUGUUCUCUGAGUAGAUUUCUUCCCGUGGCUUCCUACGCUAGUGCACGUUUCGGACGCGAAAGAGCUCUAGCGCGAUGCUAGAGAAAUUGUAAAUAUGUAUGUAGCGCGAUAAAAUAGUCUUAUUGUUCUGAUCGACGUCUUUGCCAACUGGUCGCACAGCUCCGUUAAACGAUCUUAUUACAAAGAGAAAAAGAAUUCCUUUCCCUUCCCGUGGUCACAUCGUUCAUCAUUGGAAAAGAUGAUAGACAUAGACUAUAGGCAAUAUUGCCGUUAAAAAUUUAUUGAGAGCUUUUAUCGUUUUGUGUAGUUUUCGCUUGUUGCGCAAAAAUUGCAAGUAAGCCGUUACAAUGUUUCAGAAACCGUACACGACGUAUAUGAUAGUGUUUAAAAAUAUAUAUAAUUAAUUUCUAGUUGUGUGUAAAACCCACUUGAAAAUCGUCGAGAAACAAUACUAUUUUAGAACUCUAUCAUCUUCACUAUACGUACAUCCACGAAAGACACUUCAAUCUUUCUACAUUGCGCCUUAAAAAAUAUCGCAUUACGUCAUUAACUUAGAAAUAAUAACUGAGUCGUUCUACGUUAACAUGUCGUUAAAUUGUCCGCGUACCAAUUGCCAAAUUGUAGAAAGUGAUUUGACAGUUCGGAUAAGAAAAGGAGACAUUAAGAUAUGAAAGCGCCUUUUAUAAAAGUUUCAAUUAUUCGAGACAAUGGUUGACGUGGAACGACUCGACAAUCGAUCUAGACGGAAUUUAUCAGACGAGAAGGUAUGAGAGUUUCUUGAUCUUUGAACGCGCGACGCGUUCAAAUAGCGACAACCGGAUUAUAUAUAUUAUAUAUAUUAUGCGGAAUUUGAGUACUGCCGUUCUUCCAAACUUAACUUACGUUAUAACACAAUAUUUCCCGAACUCACUGCACUUGAUUUCCACGAUCGAGUCUGAGCUGCGAUGACUCCCACGCAGGGCGUCGACACUUAAUCCAACGUUGUUUGUAAACUAAUGUAUUUUAUAAAAUAUAUUAUAUAUAGAGAGA